This is a messenger RNA of Homalodisca vitripennis (glassy-winged sharpshooter), 4809 nucleotides long. RefSeq names its product WD repeat-containing and planar cell polarity effector protein fritz (gene frtz). The transcript is spliced from 15 exons. Bases 216 to 2390 code for a protein of 724 amino acids. Gene Ontology annotation, biological process: cilium organization; nervous system development; establishment of protein localization. Gene Ontology annotation, molecular function: protein binding. The record is from RefSeq and is a predicted model, not a curated record. Gene Ontology annotation, cellular component: axonemal basal plate. NCBI's taxonomy places the organism in Eukaryota, Metazoa, Arthropoda, Insecta, Hemiptera, Cicadellidae.
GUUUCUGUUGUGCUUUCUUAUAAAAUUAUUAUUGUUUAUUUUUGUUUGAUAACAUUUUAUUUUAAAGUUGAUAAUUUUUAUGAAGUCUUACAAAUAUAAUAAAUGGUGCUGUAGUUAUAAUGCAAUGAAUCGUAAUGUUGUAUGAACCUACGGGAUGAUAUCAAGAAUUACAACUCCCUUUUGGAGGUUAAGUAGUAGGCUAAUCUUUGUUUAUUAUGUUUACGUUACUUAGUGAGGUGCAUUUCUGGAGCUUUAAUGAUGUUAUUGGUAUCCGAGACACUGAUUUUGGAGCUUUUAGACUCCAUGACAAAAAAGCAACUACGGAUUCACCUUUCACUCUCGGCAAGAAAACUUAUGUUGAAAAAAGGGGGAUGACCUGGACGCCUCAAAAUAAACGACCAACAAAAUUAAAAGACACUUUAAAAGAACUUGAAGAGAACCUGGAAACAUUGCGAGUGGUGUUCCACCAAUGGAGAGACAGCUGCACACUUCAGCUCAUGUUCAAUUCUGGUCUGUUGGCCAACAUAACAGUCAGUCCAAGCUCAGGAGAUGUUUUGGAAAUUGUCUUUGACAAGUUUAUGGUGGGGAAGCUUCUAUCGGAGUAUGUUUCUGAUGUGUGUAUAACAAACACACAUGCUUUCUGCUCAUACAACGACAACCAAGUGACUCUUGUGCACUUCACCAAACCUGUAGUAAAGCAUGGUACUCUACGCAAAUGGAGUAGUCUGGAUACCAAGCUAGUGGUGGUAGAGCUGGCAGGUCCUUCAGGGCGCAGGCUGGAGCGCAAGCUGUCUGUCAACAAGUCAGGUGACAUGGUUUUAAUUUGGUGGCGUUGUACAAGAGAUGAAGUAUAUCCCUGGAGCCCACAAGUAAAGGACCAGGACAGGGCAAACGUUCAUGUAUACAGUGUUAAUGGAACUCAAACAGAUCUGCUGUGCUACUACCGCACAGAGCACGAUCCCCUGAGUGUGGCCUUCAGUCAAGUACAACCUAACCUGAUACACUCAGUAGAACAAAAGGUCUCCAGAAAGGGUGAAGUCACUGUGGAGAACUGUGUGUACGAGAUCAGCAAGGCACGUCUACAGCGAACUGCUGUUACCUGCAUCCCUCUCCAGACUCAUGUUUGCUGUCUAUCCUUCAGCCAUGAUGAUGCUAAGCUACUGCUGGGCUGUAUCGAUGGCUCGUUGGUCUUGUUCGAUCAAGCCAAGGGUGCCACACACCUCGUCAAGGCUGCAUUUAUUCCAACAUUGGUGUGUUGGCAUCCUGACAACUGCCUAGUGAUGGUUGCCAAUGAGCGAAGUCAGUUGCAGUGCUUUGAUACGUCUCUGGCCUGUGUCAAGAUGCAACUGAUAAGCGAAGACGUUACACCCUCCACCAUACUAGACCUUGGCUCUUACUUCAGGCAGCAGCCAACACUACUCCAAAUAGGAUGGAGUAGAAAGUCAGACUCUACACUUGCCUCUGGCUAUGCCCAAACAGAUGCUUUCCUCUUGCUCCUGUUUGAGAGAGGUCCUAUGGGAGUGGUAAGGAUGGUGGGGCCAGGCCUGACUCCUGACACUUUGGUGUCUCAGUACCUGUCUGUAGGUCAAGUGGAGAGGGCAGUAAACCUGCUGCUCAGUCUCAACUGGGACACUCAGGGUUUACAGUGUCUCACCUGUCUACAUCUCAUAGCCAACCAUGUGCUCAGGCUGCCUCUCACUCCAGACAAGGAAGUUCAGCUAGAAACUGCUCUUGGAAGUUUCCAUGUGCCAUCCCACCCAUUGAGUCAUGCUACAGAAGUUGAGUUUGGUGACCCUGUGAGGGAUCUCACCAGGAGGUUUUUCCAUCAGCUAUUAAGGUACAGACUGUUUGAAAAGGCGUUCCGGUUAGCAAUAGAUCUCAACGAGUAUGAUCUGUUCAUGGAUCUACACCACUACGCUCGCAAUGUUGGUGACACUGACAUGGCAGCUGCAGCUUUGGAGAAGGCAUACCAAGUUUCUGAGUGUGAUUCUCAGUCAGGUUCGUCAGACUGUUCCUGUUCCCAGUCUUCCUGCUCCUGUAGCUGUGACUCGAGCAGUUCAGGAGACGAUAGACCGACUACUCCUCCUCCUCUUCCAGUUCUACACAGAAACCCCAUCCCAUCUCGGCAGAAAGUCAAGUUCUCAGAUACUGUUACCCACAUUACUGUUCCUGAGGAGCCCCUGGAAGAAUGUGAGGACACAGAGCAGAGCCUAUCAGCUGUCAACACAGUAGGCCUUCCACCCCCCUCCCUUCCCCUUCCACGCCUUCACUCCGAGGCUGUGUCUCUCUACUUGGCCAACAAACACGCGGCUUUACUAAUGCCCCCUCAAGAAGUUCGAGAAGAUGAUGAGACUGGAAAAAUCAAAGUAGUUCAUUUUGGUGUAGUAUAACAGCAACUGAUUAAUCAUAUUUAUUUUACAGAAGUUGCUAUACGAAAAAAAAAACUUAUCUUUUAAUAAGUAAUAGCCUCAGUUAAUAGUUUCACUUGUUAUUGAAACAAUUUAUCUUUAUCAAUCAUUUUGUACAUCAUUUUAUAAGUAUGGUGAUAGUACAUAUUUCAAAAUUUACCUAGUGCAAUUGAACGAUUAUUACAGACAAAUUAUACAGAUUUUUUUGAAAGAACAAAAAUAUCUUAAAUGAUAUAAAACUUAGUUAGGAUUAACUCUGUCUUAGUUUUUAAUACUUUCAUAAUUGUGCUCCAGAUAAGCAACAUUUUUGUCUGUUUUUAGUCUUAAGAGUAUUUUGAUUUUUUCCUCAAAGAGCUAUAUUGUGAAAGAGCUAUAUACAAUUCCCAAAUAAUUUGAGUGAGUUGUAAUGUGAAUUAAAGCACAAUUACAAUUUAAUGCAUUUUUCUUGCUCAGUUCUACUGGGGUUAUACAGUUUUUAAGUAAGUACUGUUUCGAAAUUCCGCUACUGUAGCGCUGCAGCCAGUAUCUUGCGCUUAUGCACUGUUUACCUUCAUCUGAUAGCAAGCCACAGAUAGAACUACAGCAAAAUUGGAUUGUUUUUACAUCUCCUAUAAUGCCUAUUUCAAAUGCCCCCAUUAAUGGGAGCCAUUGACUGUGUUUCAAUACGUUCUGUUGUUUUCUAGACACUAAAAGUGUGAAAACAGUUGAAAUUCACCAUCAGUGUUUUGAAGUGUCUAGAUAAAAUAUUAUGAGUAAUGGAAUGGUAUUCAAAUGGUAACAGCUUUAAGAGAUGGCCAAAGAGUGUUCAUGAUGAGGAAUGGAGUGGAUUACUGACCUUAUACAAUCACGAAAAAUUUAGUGUAGAAAGUAAAUGAUGAAGUGAAAAAGAACAGACAUUUCACAAUUUAUUUGUUAUCAAAAGAGUUUCCUCAAUUUCGAGAAGUUAUUUUCUCUAUGGCAUUAUUUUUUUUAAAAACAUGUUUUUUAUGUGUGACAAUGUUUGUACACAUGCGACAAAAUGAACUAAAGAUCAUGCUGCAUUAUAAUAAGCGGCCACCAACACAAUCAGAUGAUGAAAUAUUGAAUGAUUCGAAUCAUCGAUUUUCAUGACCAUUUAAAGGACUGAAAGCAAGAUGUCCGACCAAAUGACGUAAUAUAUAUUUCAAAGAACAAUAUGUUUAUGCUAGUUAUCAAUCUUAAACAUUAAUGUAAUAUUAAUAUAAUUUAGAAUUUAAAAUAUUGUAUGUACUUAAGAAAUUAAAAUAUAAUAUACAAUUAAUACAAUUACAACUAAACAAUAACAUUUACUUAUCAUAAAUAUUGUAUUAAGGAUAUAAGUCACUGGUUGAGAAAUAAAUAAGACACGUAGGUCACCAGGCGCCAUUAUUCAAUAUUAGGAAACGAAAAAAAAAUGAUUUUAAUUUGGAAUUUAUUAACAAACACGUUUUUACUUUGAACAAAAUUUGGAAAGAUUAUGUCAAAUUGAGUGAAGUUUUAGGUUUUAAAAAUGUUACUAUGAAGAAACUAUAUUUUUAUGUUUAAAAGAAAUGAAUUUGGGUUUAAAAUAGUAAGAAAUAAAUCAACUUUAGUAAAAGCACUCUUGAACCACGUAGUACUAUAUUACUUAUUAUACACAUGUAUAAUAGCAUUCAAAAAAUGCUCAAAUGGAUUACCUCAAAUAAUCAUCAUUUCAUGUUUAUACAUAAAUUUUGCAAGAUGAUCAGCAAUGCACUCACUUCUGAGACCGGUUUUUAAAGAUUUCUUAGUGGCUCUCCAAUUUGAUUCAAUUGUUUGCGUGUUUCCAGAAGUCAACGUAUCUAUGAAGUUCGUACUGUGGUUAACAGUAAAAUGAUCAUAACCUUGUGUUUUUGGUUCAAAAUAAGCCUUCCAUAAAUCAGUUACGAUUGUUGUUCCAGGUUUAACAUUCUUAACAAUUAAUUAAUGGGAUGAGUGAAUUAGUAUCAUGUUUAUUUUCUGGGCAAAUCUCUAAACGGAAUCUACCACCUCUUGUCUCCCUUUUAGAAAUGUCUACGUCAGUGUCUAUUUCCAUCAUGCCUAUUACUCAUGUACCUUCUACCAGUCUUCCACGAUUAUAUUUUCUUUUUCCAAUCUUUGCUUUGUCAAUUUUAACUACCACACCUUCGUCACCCAAUAAUUCUUCUUUUUCAAAUUUGUCGUACAACCAAAUAAAACAUAGCUCUUUUCAAUAAGAGAGCCAAUCUGAAAUUAUAUUUUUGCACUUAUGCCAUUUAAACUGCACUCAUUUACCAAAAGAUCAUAAGUUCUUUCUUUCCAACUAAAAUAGUAAAUUAUUUUCAUUAUACUAAUAAUACCAAACUUUGAAUGUUAAAAAAAAUCUUCUCUAGUGCGUAUUUAGUCACAUCAUGUUUUUUCUGGCUUU